Ostrinia furnacalis (Asian corn borer) is the source of this 1645-nucleotide messenger RNA. RefSeq names its product transcription factor cropped (gene crp). Lineage: Eukaryota; Metazoa; Arthropoda; Insecta; Lepidoptera; Crambidae. The transcript is spliced from 3 exons. The coding region runs from base 322 to 1320 and encodes 332 amino acids. Gene Ontology annotation, biological process: regulation of transcription by RNA polymerase II. Gene Ontology annotation, molecular function: RNA polymerase II cis-regulatory region sequence-specific DNA binding; protein dimerization activity; DNA-binding transcription factor activity, RNA polymerase II-specific. Gene Ontology annotation, cellular component: nucleus. The record is from RefSeq and is a predicted model, not a curated record.
UGUAGUCUAUGCAUGGAGCAUCGAUGUCGUGUUGCCCUUGACUCCCUCCAAUUUAAUUUCUAUUUGUAAUAGUACUCUGCAUUUAAAUAAUAUAAAAUCACGGUGAAAAAACUAAACAAUUACAUUAAAGUGUGGUGAAAAGUGAAAACAGUGUGAACUCUACUUGUACAAUCCAAAAUUCGCGAAGCGUCACCUGACUGAAGUCAUUGUCAUUUCCCGCCAUUGUGGUUCUUGUGAUUACACAUUUGCUAUUUUGUGCUUAAAAUUCAGUGCAGUUUAGAUGAAGCAUCCUUAAAAACACAUAAUUAGUGCACCUGAGUUAUGUCAUUACACGAUAAUGAUGUUUGUUUGCUAGAAGUAGAAGAUUACAACUUGUACGAAGAGGAGGCAUCUGAUCACGCUUUUACCAGGGGCGAAAAACAUUCCGCACCUGGCAGAAAAACAAUGGAAGCAGAAAAAAGAAUUCGUCGAGAGAUUGCUAACAGCAAUGAGCGCAGGCGCAUGCAAAGCAUUAAUGCUGGGUUUCAGGCAUUACGCACAUUGUUGCCUCGACAUGAAGGAGAAAAGCUAAGCAAAGCUGCUAUUCUGCAACAAACCGCCGAAUACAUUUACUCUUUGGAACAAGAAAAAACGAGACUUCUAUCUCAAAAUUGCCAGCUAAAAAGACUUCUGAAUCAACAUGAAGGAGGAGAAAUUCCGUUAAAGAAAAGAAAAAGUGAAAUACUCACUCACGUCACGACUCCUACCAUUAUACCCGAUUCUACGGACGACGCUUUAGCCAACUCUCGGUCUCCUGAACCCGUGGCCGUCAUAACAGUAACGAGCGUUCCUCAGAAAAAAGAUGCAGAGAGCGGAGACGUGCGGGUCCAACUUGAACGGGAGCGGCGAUUGCGUCGAUUACUCGAGGAGCGUCUACACACGUUGGAAAAUCAAUAUCCAGACGGGAGAGAAAUGCCUCGCCCCGUGAUCCACUUCGAUCAAACCAACGUUUCGGACUGCAAGCUCGAGAAAGACGACGCGGAGCCGGCGCCCGUCGCGGAGCCGGCCUCGACGGCGGCGCCUCUCCUGGAGGCGGCCAUCAAGGCGGAGCCCCGCGUGGAGGUGGAGAUGCUGCCCGAGGCGGCGCACGAGCCCCCGAGCCGCCUGUACAACCCGAACACGAGCCGGCAGAACCUCGAGACCAUCGUGGAGGCCAUCCGCCACCUGGAGGGCGACCACCUGUUCCGCGAGGAGGGCGGCGAGGCGCCGCUGGCGCUGACGAAGAAGGCGGAGCGCGCGCCGCCGCCGCGGCCCGGCGUCAUAGUCGUGAAGCACUCGUGAUUGCGUUAAACGUGUCUCGGACUUUUCAGCUCGUAUUUUUGCUUGUGCAGGGCGAGCUCUCCUGACCCUCCUCGAAUAUAGUUUUAAAUUUUAGUUAUUUAGUUCUCUUUUCCAAAGUGACGAAUCGAUAAGUCUGCGUCUUUGUUUAUUUUUUUACGCGUUGAAGUCAAAUUCAGAAUGGUAGGAGUUAGCCGUAUCAGGAUGCGUUGUUGCAUACGUCGUUUGGCGCUGUGCUUAGUUUAGUCUCAAAUUCAAUUAUUAUAAUUGUUGGAUUGUUAGCCAUAAUGUUAUAGUUCCAAAAUACUGGACUGUCCUGUCGAUGACA